Messenger RNA from Malania oleifera, 1361 nucleotides. RefSeq names its product histone acetyltransferase TAP1. The coding region runs from base 47 to 760 and encodes 237 amino acids. The record is from RefSeq and is a predicted model, not a curated record. The transcript has 8 exons. Gene Ontology annotation, molecular function: N-acetyltransferase activity. Lineage: Eukaryota; Viridiplantae; Streptophyta; Magnoliopsida; Santalales; Ximeniaceae. Gene Ontology annotation, cellular component: cytoplasm.
AAAAUGCAGUCGUGGACAUAUCCACGACAUCUCUGUACAGCCUAAAAUGGUUGCCAGCAGCGUGCUCUCACCUUCGUCUCUGUGCCCUAGCAUUUCUACUAGUUGUGACUAUCAAGUUCCAAAUCGGUUGUCGUUUCCUUACGGUUCAAACUAUGGGCUUGCUGGAGGAAGUAGAGAGCUUAAGGUUGGUCAAUUGAAGGCUAGCUUUUGGGACUCCAUCAGAGCUGGGUUAUUGAAGAAAAACACGGCACAGGUAAUUGAACCACCUCCAACACUCCAAGAAGAGGAAGAAACCUUGCCCCAAGAGUUUGUUCUAGUUGAAAGGACUGAACCAGACGGAGCAAUUCAACAAAUUAUUUUUUCUUCUGGUGGAGAUGUUGAUAUAUAUGAUCUUCAAGCCCUAUGUGAUAAGGUGGGUUGGCCUCGGAGACCAUUGUCAAAGCUAGCUGCUGCUUUAAAAAAUAGUUACAUGGUAGCCACAUUACAUUCUGUAAGGAAAUCUGAAGGAGGAGAGGAGAUUGACCAGAAGAAGCUUAUUGGCUUGGCUCGUGCUACAUCAGAUCAUGCCUUCAAUGCCACAAUUUGGGAUGUCCUUGUUGAUCCUUCCUAUCAGGGCCAAGGUCUUGGAAAAGCCCUUAUUGAAAAGCUUAUAAGGGCUCUUCUGCAGAGGGAUAUUGGCAACAUAACACUUUUUGCAGAUAGUCAAGGCAAUAAAUCAAAUAAAGGUGCCUCACCCAAGUCUCUGGUGUUUGCAAUGUAAUCUUGUUAUACUAUGUUACUAACUUGUAGAAAGUCACAUUUUAAGUUAAGAUUUGAUUUUGGAUUUCAAAUUUCAUGAUGCCAACAAACUUUCUUCUUCUUCCUUGGAUUUUAUCCUGUUUUGAAAUUAUGAUCUUGUAGUUACUUUUGACUUUGGCAAUGGCAUGCUGAUUGGUAACGAGCUAGAAUUUGAUGUUGAGAUUUUAUUGUAUUUUGUUAAUCCAUGGUUGCAGUUGUGGAGUUUUAUAGGAAUUUAGGUUUUGAACCUGAUCCAGAAGGCAUUAAGGGUAUGUUCUGGCACCCAAGGUAACAACUCAAACAAGGGGAAAAUUGUGCUUUUGUUACAUUGGUACAUCUUUGAAACUUUAGAAGAGAUGAGGAACCUUGGUGGUGGUUGGUGGAUGAUCUGAUGCACUUCUUUAGAAGAGAUGUGGAACCUUGGUGGUGGCUGGUGGAUGAUCCGAUGCACUUUGUAUACAUGUGCUAUUUAUGUAUCGUGUUUUUAGCUUAGUAAAAUCUCAAACGCUUGAAGUCAAGACUCGUAAUUAUUUUAUGUUGCAUGCUUCCUGCUUAUAAAAUUAUAAUUGUUUACUGGGACAGUA